ACUCCAACAAACGCAUUUUCUUACAUCCCUUAAUCUAGCCGUUGAGACAAACCUCUCUCUCUCUCUCUCUCUCUCUCUCUCUCUCACAAAUCUGUAAGAAUGGGAAAGCUUCUCUGCGAUUCAACGGCGACAUUGCAAUCUCCGUCACAGAACGUUCAAUGGAGAGAACCGCCGACAGCCUCCGUACCCCUCUCCGACGUGGAUCUCGUCGACCAAUCCACCGCAGCCGCCGCUGUCGAAGCGGCGGAGAAAACCAUGUCCGCCGCCGCAACAACCGCGUGGGACGAGGUUUACGGUCUCGAGGAGCAGCAGAGACGGCAUCUCCAGCGUCUCCACGCGAUGGGCGUUCUGUGGAAGCAUCCCGGCGGGAAAGGACAGACCUCGUCGCCUCCCGUCGUUUUCCGCCUCUCCCACGGCGGAGAGGUCUCCUCCGACGGGAACUGCCUCUUCACGGCGUCGCAGAAGGCCUUGGGGCCGCGUGGGAUCGACGCUCGGGACCUAAGGCGGCGCACGGUGAGGAGGUUCCUGGAGGAUUUCGGAUCCGGGGAGGAGGAGAAGGAGGCUAUCGCGGAGGCGAUUAGGCAUAUGUACUCGCCGGAUCUGAAGGCUGGGUGGGGGAUUCAUAUCGUUCAGGAGGAGAAGCUGCUCGCUAAGAAGGACGAGCGUGAGAGCCUAGAUUCCGCCGUUGAGGAGCUCAUGCAAAUCGGAAUGCAAAGAGAAACGGCUGCAGAGUCAAUCUACAGGGAGAGAUGUCUACCGGUGAACGAUGGGCCUAGUUGGGCCAAGUACAUGUCGAUAUCAGGAUCAUCGGAAGAUGAGCAUGACAUCAUCACCUUGCAGUAUACUGAAGACGGUUUGUUGUCUGUAGAUGAGAACCGGCAAGGACAUGCAGCAGCUUUUGGGGAUGACAUUGCAAUUGAAUGUCUCGCCACAGAGUUCAAACGAGAAAUCUAUGUGGUGCAAGCGCAUGGAUCAGAUGGGAUGGUGGAUGAAGAGAACUGUGUGUUCUUCCUUCCUCACAAGCCAAGAAGUGAGAUAAUCGAGUCUCCACUCUUUCUAUUCAUGAAAGGGACAGGUUGGUGUGGUGGUGGAGCAGAUCAUUACGAGCCUUUAAUAGCAAACGCAUCUCCGAUGAUAUCUCAUGAGAAAGUCGCCCUCGUUCUGUGAUUUUGAGCUCCUUGAAAGACACCACAGUUUUGUUGGAGGGUUUUUGGUAGAGAGUUUUGUUGUUGUUGUUGUUGUUGGUAGAAAGAGAAUCAUGUUUUUAGAGAGAUUUAAAUUUUGUUUUUAUGUGCAGGCUAUUGGCCUGCUGAGUUAAAAAGCUUCUUCUUCUUCUUCUUCCCACAUUUGUAGUAGUGUUUUUUGAUAGAGAGAGUAAUUUGAUUGUCAUCGUUUGUUCGUUAUUGAGGGAAUGAAAACGAAAAGUCUUUGUCUU
Messenger RNA from Raphanus sativus (radish), 1435 nucleotides. RefSeq lists its product as uncharacterized. The record is from RefSeq and is a predicted model, not a curated record. NCBI's taxonomy places the organism in Eukaryota, Viridiplantae, Streptophyta, Magnoliopsida, Brassicales, Brassicaceae.